Drosophila eugracilis is the source of this 1892-nucleotide messenger RNA. RefSeq names its product axoneme-associated protein mst101(2) (gene Mst84B). Bases 127 to 1803 code for a protein of 558 amino acids. The record is from RefSeq and is a predicted model, not a curated record. NCBI's taxonomy places the organism in Eukaryota, Metazoa, Arthropoda, Insecta, Diptera, Drosophilidae. The transcript is spliced from 2 exons.
CAUUUAUUUUCCAGUUUGGGAAAUAUAAUGACGCAUAUCGGGUCAUAAUUUGUUUAGCUUUUGCAUAUUACCAUUUUUGGCUUUUAAAUUAUCGGUUGACUUUUGGAAUCAAAAUUAAAGGAAAGUAUGUUAAAACGAGCCUCGCUGGCGUUGAGCCACUAUCCGGGUGCUUGUUUCCGUGCCUGCAAUUGUUGCAGGUUCAUCCAGAUGUGUCACGUGGCUAAAAUCAACGAGGACCGUAAGCCUUCUCAAAAACCAGCUCAUGACCUAUGGAAAGCUUUAAUAAAACUGCGAAGCGAGUUGAUUUCCCAGGAAGCUACCAGUGAUACUCGUUGCCUGCGACGCGAUCAGCCUUUGCGAUGUGCUUUCUUGGGGGAUCUAGAGCUGCUAAUGGAGCAGAGAAUCCUCGGAAAUAAGUGGUCCAACAUAAGGAUGUCCUUGAAACGUAAAAGCCUCCCCGAAAUGGCCACCUCUGCCGACGGGUGCGAACAUGGAUGCGGCGGAAAAAAGAGUAAGAGUAAAAAAAAGAAGAAAAAGUGUGGCAAUGGUAAGGGUAAAGGUGGUGGAAAAAAAGGUGAUGAUGAUGGAAAGGAAAUGGAAAGGCUAAAAAAGCGCUGCAAAAUGUACAAGGAUCAGGCGAUGCUUAAGAAGUGCCAGGAUAUGGCUGCAGGUAAAAAAUGCAAGCGAUUGGCCAAGGCAAAGGAAUGCCAGAAGAAAGCCGAGCUGGAGCAGUGCAUGAAGUGCAUUAGAAAAGAAAGGGGAGAAAGCGAAGAGGAAGAGGAAGAGUGUGUUGAAGAGAAGAAGUGCCCUGACGAGGAAGCGGAGUUGGAAAAGCUAAACAAACAAAUCCAGAAAAUAGCCGAUCAAAUGAACUGCGAGAAGUUGGCUAAAAUCGAGGCCAUAAAACGAGCCUGUCGCGAGCAAUUGGAGAGGGAAGAGUGCGCCAGAAGGGCCGAAGCUGCCCGCAAGGAAGCCGAAGCAGAACGAAAGCGGUUAGAAGAGGAGGCACGCAAGAAGGCUGAGGAGGAUGCCAAUAAGCCCCCCGAUGAAGAUCAGUACGAAAUAAAAAAACAGUGCGCCAAAAUGGCCAAGGAGCAAAAGAAGAAGGCGAAGGCCAGGCAGAAAAAACUAAAAGCCCUUGCCGAAAAGGCCAAGGCCAAGAAAAUGAAAGAGCAGUGCAAGAAAAUGGCAGCAAUUGAAAAAUGCCGAAAGAAGGCCAAACAGGAUAAGCUCGAAAAGGAAAAGGCGGAAUGUGAAAAGGCCAGACUGGAAGAGGAGGCAAGGGUCAAAGCCUGCAAAGCAGCUGAGGCGGCAAGGGAAAAAGCCGAAAAAGACUUACAAGCAAAAAAAGAAUUGUGCGCAAAAAUGAAAAAAACGGAAGACAAAAAAGAAGACGUAUGCGCUAAAUACAAAUUCGAAGAAGAACUCGAGGAAGUUGUAGACGAUGUAAAUAAAGCUGUAAAAGUGGCCGAAAAGGAGUUCAAGGAGGAAGUCAAAAAGGAGGUAAAGGAAGAAAUCAGAAAAGAGGUCAUCGGAAAGCCUUCUUCUCCGCCACCACCCAAAGCUACAAGCUCAUCACCACCCAAAUCCCCAACCCCAUCUCCACCGCCAAAAUCCAAUCCCGAUAUACUUUUCCAGAUAUGCAAGAAGAUGGCCGAAAAGAAGCUUAAACGAAAUAAAAAGAAGGUCAAGGCUUUAAAAGCCAAAUGCAGGAAAAUAGCUCUCAAGGAGCAGUGCAAGUGUGCGCUGGCAGAAAAGAAGGCCAGGGAACUGGAGGAGUACUGCAAGAAAAAGAAGAAAUAGACCUUGUACAAAUUCUAAAUUCCUAAGUCUGCCAAUUCACGAUCAAAAUUUAUGCCCUUAAAUUUCAACAUUCGUAAUAAUUAUUCAUA